Messenger RNA from Pleurotus ostreatus (oyster mushroom), 1473 nucleotides. RefSeq lists its product as uncharacterized. Lineage: Eukaryota; Fungi; Basidiomycota; Agaricomycetes; Agaricales; Pleurotaceae. Gene Ontology annotation, molecular function: mRNA binding. Gene Ontology annotation, cellular component: nucleus. The transcript is spliced from 8 exons. Bases 1 to 1473 code for a protein of 490 amino acids. The record is from RefSeq and is a predicted model, not a curated record. Gene Ontology annotation, biological process: RNA processing.
AUGUCGACCGAUAUUACUACAGAAAAGCCCGAGGCUACAUCGAGCAGCGCUGCGCCAACAGAAGACCAUGCUAUAUCCAAAACCAAGGAGGGCUCGACCGAGAAGGACGUUGAGAUGGGCGACGACGAGCGCAAAGACCUGCUAAAGGCAUGCCGUCAAGUGGAGUUCUACUUCGCGGACUCCAACCUACCAUACGACCGAUUUAUGUGGACUCUACACACCAAAAACCCUGAACAUUGGGUACCGAUAAGCACCGUCGCAUCGUUCAAGCGCAUGCGGGAGCAUACUGCUCGGGGACUUGAUUGGGUGGUCAAGGCAGUCCGGUUAAGUGAGGAACUGGAAUUGGACGCAGAAGGCGUCAAUGUGCGGCGUACGACUGAGGUCCAGGAGCCUAAAGACCAGUUUGAGCGUAGUAUCUAUGCGAAAGGCUUCGGGGAUGAGGACAGCGAACUUCAAGGAAAGCUUGAAGCAUUCUUCGACAAGUACGGGAAGACGAACGCUGUACGCAUGAGACGGGGAGAGAAGAAGGCUUUCAAGGGCUCUGUUUUCGUCGAAUUCACCGAUUUCAAGUCUGUGGACGCGUUCCUCAAUGCGGAACCCAAGCCAACAUGGGAAGGCAAGGAACUGCUCAUCAUGUCGAAACAAGCUUACUGCGACAUGAAAAUCAAAGAAAAAGGUCUGACUGGGAAGGCCGCUGUCCACCGCAAGGAAUUGAUCAAUCGCCGAGGGUUCAACGCUUUCCAGGAAAAUAACGAACCAGAAAGAAGGCCAGCGAAGGCGGAGGUAUUCCUUGAGUUUAUGGGCAAAAAGAUUCGUGUUCAGCAAGACGAAGAAGGAAAUGGUACGGUCAAAGAGGAGGACGUGCCGUUCGUCAGCGGGGCUUCGCUCAAGUUCGAAGGCUGCGAUGGUCAAGUGGACUUCCAACAUAUCAAGAAAUCGCUCAAGGAUAAGUUCUCUCGUAGCCCAUUUAUCAAGUACAAUAAAGGCGAGAACCACGGUUUAGUUGGAUUCGACAAAGCCCUGUCAACGGAGGAAAUCGACUUCGUCAAGGAGACACUCAAGACCUUAAAUGACAAGGAGAUCACUUGGGCCGUAGCCUCCGAGGAAGAAGACAAGGCGCUGCAAAUUGAGAGGGCACAGUUUGCCGCCCGAAGUAUCCUUACACAUGCCCAAGACAACAAAGGUGGAAGGGGCGGAGGCAGGGGUGGCCGUGGUGGCGGCCGUGGGGGCAGAGGAAGAGGUGGACGCGGUGGGAGAGGUGGUCCUCAUGGUGGUGGCCGUGGUGGGUCUCGCAACCGAGAGAGGGCUGCAGCCGGUGAGUCCAAGGCAGAAGCGGAGGAACAGGCAGGUGACAAGCGAAAACGGGCCGUGGAGCCAGAUGGUGGCCCGGAUGUUGGCGUUCGUGGUACCCAGGCCCCUCCAUCCAUACAACCUGCUAAGAAAACAAAGGUUGACGACGCCAUUGCUUCAUAG